CACUCCUUUUCCCUCAUGGAGUCAUCUGUGCUCUUUGCCAUGGCGAUGGACCGCUUCCUGGCUAUCAAAUCCCCCCUGAGGUACUCUGAGCUGCUGAGCACUACCAGAGUCACACAAAUUGGCCUUGCCCUCCUUCUGAGGAGCACACUAAUUUUAAUGCCCCCCUUCUUUUUCCUUGCAAAGUUCCACUACCACCCCGCUGCUAGACUGUCCCAUCCCUACUGUCUGCACCAGGACCUGAUUCGCUUGGCUUCCAGUGACACCACUUUCAACAACAUUUAUGCCCUCAGCCUUAUCCUCCUCACCAUGGGCUCAGACCUCCUCUUCAUUCUCAUUUCCUACAGCCUAAUCCUGAAGGCAGUCCUGGGCAUGGCCUCCAGUGGACGCAGCCCUCUCAAGGCCCUGAGCACCUGCAUCACUCACAUCUGUGCUGUCCUAGUCUUCUACAUUCCUGUGCUUGGGCUCUCUAUCGUGCACCGGUUUGCGCAGCAUGCAUCUCCGCUCCUCCACGUCCUCAUGGGCAACAUCUACAUCCUCUUCCCGCCCCUUAUGAAUCCUCUAAUUUACAGCAUCAAAACCAAGGAGAUCUCUAGCCAUCUCCUCCGAAUGCUCAGGAACCUCUGGAAGAUUUAG
Molecule: messenger RNA, 633 nt
Organism: Python bivittatus (Burmese python)
Lineage: Eukaryota; Metazoa; Chordata; Lepidosauria; Squamata; Pythonidae
Product: olfactory receptor 51V1-like
Biological process (GO): G protein-coupled receptor signaling pathway
Cellular component (GO): plasma membrane
Molecular function (GO): olfactory receptor activity; G protein-coupled receptor activity
Source: RefSeq, a predicted model, not a curated record